AUGACCGAAAUAGUUUCGCGUCGAAUCUCGAUUCACGAGGCAAUUGGUGAAAACAAGAGGACUACUUGCGUUCGCCUUAUCGGUGGCACGGCCAUCGAUGCGAAGGAGGUCAUUCUGUCGGCAGGACUUCGGUCUCCCCAGCUCCUCCAACUGUCUGGGAUUGGCGACCCUGAGGAACUCAAAGACGCUGGAAUCGAGCCUCGUGAUGAUAUGCUCGACGUUGGCAAGGGUCUCUCAGAUCAUUUGUCCUUCUUUCAGCACUGGCGUAGCCUGACCUUUCGGCAAAGUAUAUACUGA
Messenger RNA from Clonostachys solani, 297 nucleotides. NCBI's taxonomy places the organism in Eukaryota, Fungi, Ascomycota, Sordariomycetes, Hypocreales, Bionectriaceae. The record is from the annotation of a GenBank genome assembly.